Molecule: messenger RNA, 2696 nt
Organism: Exophiala xenobiotica
Lineage: Eukaryota; Fungi; Ascomycota; Eurotiomycetes; Chaetothyriales; Herpotrichiellaceae
Exons: 1
Coding region: 545-2512 (655 amino acids)
Biological process (GO): lipid metabolic process
Molecular function (GO): triacylglycerol lipase activity
Source: RefSeq, a predicted model, not a curated record
CACCCACGGAGGCAAAGAAAAUGCAAUGUGACCUGUAGACGACAGCUUCGACAAGCAAAAUGACUUCUCCGGCUUCAAGUUUCUGGGUCAAUUGACCAGGACGAUGUCAUAUGAGCCGCCCCACCUUCAUUCAUUCAGUCAUCCAUCAUCAUCCGCCGCACUGUCCAACUUUGCCGGCACCUGGCAAUCAACACUGUGUACUCCAUACUGUGUAGGCAUGCUCGAUUCGACUCGUUUGACCAUCAUCAUCAUGCCGUCGUUCGACUGGUAGUCUUCUGCCACUCUUCUCCUCUACGGAUUCUCGCCAUCUCGCCGCUGCCAUGCGCUCCUUCAUUCUUCACACGGUCUAGUUUAUUCCUUUGUUCUUCACUACAACCAGGGCUGUCGCGAUUUCAAUUGAGCCGCAGCCCCUACCACCACAGCCGCUUGCAUUAUUGAGGUCACAAUCUCUCACCUCUACACUGAGUCGUGUGCGAACCUCUCUAUAGAGAUCUGUUUAGAGUCUCUUGUCACACUCCUUCAUGGCCGCUGCCGAAGCACCGUCAUGACCAUCCUCUUAUUCCCUGUUCCUAGGCAUGCUAGUACCCAGCUCUUCUGGUCGUGCGUCGGCAUCUACGCCGACGUCGUCAAAAUAUGCUCACCGAGCAAGAAGUUACGCAGGCUGGCCGAGGAGGUUGCCAGAUUCAGCAGGAAGCCGCCCGAGACAGCCACCGAGACCCUCACGAGACGCAUGCACCAAGCAACGACCCUCGCUGAAUACGAGGAAUGCACGGUUGCUCUGGAUCAAUUACAAGGGCACGAAAGAUGGAAAGAAGGGAAAGAGUCUGUGGAACCUGGUUACAACCCCGACGUUAUAGACACGCAGAUUGGCAUGCUGCAGCGAGCCAUUGCAACCUCGGAUCUCGGCGCCAUGCAGCACGUCUUGCGAACUGGUUUGAGUCGAGACCUGGGAGGUAUGAACAUGUUAAGAUUAUACAAGCACUCUUGGUUUGGAACGAAAUUUUUGAUCGACGAAUAUAUCAAUACGGUCCUGGACACUAUCGACAAGUUUACCGAUACCACUAUCCACUACAAUGUACCUACGGCAGAAGUUCGAUUCUAUCAACAAUCAUUAGAAGAUGCGCUCAAGUACAUGGGACGCUCAGCGCUGACCCUCUCUGGGGGAGCCCUGCUAGGCAUGAAACACAUUGGCGUUGUGAAAACACUAUGGGAAGCCGAUCUGCUACCAGAGAUUAUCUCCGGAGCAUCCGCCGGAAGUAUCGUGGCAGGGAUUAUUGGGAGCUCAACGGACGAGCGCAUGCUUGAAGUGCUGGAAUACUUUCCAAACUCUGAUCUGGCCUGCUUUGAUCCACCUGGCACUGGCAAGGUGGGAUGGCUUCUACAACGAGUUCACAAUUAUGUUCGCACAGGCGCUUUCUUUGACAUGGCAAACUUGAAGAGAGUAAUGCAAUCCUGGCUCGGCGACAUCACCUUCCGAGAAGCACACUACAAGACUGGCCGAAUACUAAAUAUCUGCGUCUCAAGCGCCAGCAGUGCAGAACCACAAAUCUUGAACUACGUGACAGCGCCGGAUGUCUAUGUGUGGUCGGCCGUGUGUGCUUCAUGUGCCGUUCCAAAUGUGUUCUCACCAGUCAGCAUCUACGAAAAAGAUCCCAUCACGAAAGAAGAAAAGCUCUGGAUGCAGAAUGCCCAACAGACUUUUGUGGACGGUUCACUGGACCACGACAUUCCUAUGAGGAGACUGUCGGAAAUGUUCAACGUGAAUUUCUUCAUUGUCUCGCAGGUUAACCCUCACGUUCGAGCAUUUCUUGAACCCGAGGAAAACUUUCAAGGCAUACAGCCCCAGUCCCCCAUGCCACAUCGAAGACCGCUUCAAACCGCCAAAGACCUCGUUCGGCAGGAAAUCAUCCACCGCGCACAACAGAUGUCAGAUCUGGGCCUACCACAGAACUGGUAUCGAUGGGCUUCUGUUUUCAACCAGCAAUAUACAGGUGACAUCAACAUUCUACCCGAAAUCAAAUCGAGCGAGUAUUUCCAUAUGAUGAUGAAUCCCACUCCGGAAUUCAUGGUUGAAUCCACGAUGGCCGGAGAAAGGGCCACUUGGCCUAGGAUGUGCCGAAUCAAGAACUGUGUCGCUAUUGAGCUUGCCCUGAUUCGAGCAAUCCAUACACUAAGAGAUCGCGCGAAUUUUGGUCCCGAAGCUCGAGCUGCGCGUGAAGUCAAACGAUCGAGCAGCAGAGGGCGCUCAAGACGGGGUCGUUCUGCCCGUCCAGCAUUCCUGCGGAGAAGAAGUCUCAGCAUCGAGUCUACUGUAUAUGGUGAAAAUGGACUAAGAGCAACAACUCCAUUGAGGGUUCGGCGCAAUGUCAGCCUUGGGAGCAUACCUCUGCAACGCGACAUGUCACUGACCUUUACGCCUCGAACCACCCCAUAUCUUUCACCGCAAGUUGGCAUUGACCAUGACAUGCUGAACGAGGCGCUGCUAAUGACCUACACCAACGGUCAGGGCUGAUGUUGAUGUGUACAUCGCAUUUGCGGUACAGACUGGACGAGGAGGCAUUGGUCUUCACGUGACCUUGUGUUGGGAGAACAGCCAUGAGCGUAGAUUUUUCGUCUUGAUACCCAUUGUUGUAUGCAAAGAAAUUUGUAGCAUUAUAGAGAAGAUAGAAUGUCCAAAUACAGCUUCUAGAGAUUCC